Frankliniella occidentalis (western flower thrips) is the source of this 3024-nucleotide messenger RNA. RefSeq lists its product as uncharacterized. The transcript is spliced from 6 exons. Lineage: Eukaryota; Metazoa; Arthropoda; Insecta; Thysanoptera; Thripidae. Bases 766 to 1674 code for a protein of 302 amino acids. The record is from RefSeq and is a predicted model, not a curated record.
CUCCCGGACGCCGGGCGGGCAGGUCGGAGGACAGAGCGCUCGUCGCGGUCCCUCGCUCCCACAUCACUCGGUUCGCGAGGCGGACGACGCCGCGUGUUGUAGCAUCCGCGUCCUGCUCGUGGCCUCCCUGUGUGAUCUGGGAUCGGCGACGCAGGUCGUCGACGCCGACGUCCCCGUGACGCCCCCCGUUCCUCCGUCGUGACGCCCUCGUGACGUUCGUCCGCGUGACGGCCCGCAGUGACGACCCCUCGUCGGCGAGCCGCCCCAUCGGCAGUUUGAGCCGCGGAUUAAAUUACACCCCCGCACGAGUUCGGCCAGCUCAAGAGGCCCAGUGGUGCACGCUUGUGUGUGCGUUUGUGUGUGUGUGACGAGCAAGUGCGUCGGUGUGCGUGCGCGUGUGUCAGUGCAGUGUGCAGCGCCGUCAGGAAGUGAACCACCGUCUCUGUCGAACCCCCGCCCCCUCGGCGGGCCCCGGGCAGCGGUGCUGGUGUUGCCGCGGUGUGGCGUGUCGGACGGCACGCGAGACGGACGAGACGCCCCGCAAUCUGGCGGCGUCCUCCCCGCCCGCCCAUUAGCGCCGCGCCUCCCGGCCGCCGCCACGCCCCAGGGCCGCCUCCCCCCGGCCGCCGCCACCAUGGCCGCCGCGCCGCCGAGCAGCUGGCCGUCGAGGCCGUGCGCCGGGCCGUGCGCCCCGCUGGAGGUCCCCGCGGCCCAGGCCCCCUCGCGGCCCUGAAGCCCGUCUCAGCGCCCGCGCCUUCCCCCGCCAUGGGGCGGCCCACCUGCUCGGCCUGGAGGGCCGCCGCCGUCCCGCUGCUGCUCGCCGUCGUCCUCACAGAGGUUGGCGGCCUGAGCGACGUGAAGGUGCAGAUGCCGCAGUCCGCCAGCCCGGGGGACGACGUGUACAUGCGGUGCCUGUACAACCUCGACAACGACCAGCUCUACACCGUCAAGUGGUACAAGGGCCGGCAGGAGUUCUUCCGCUACGUGCCCAAGGAGCUGCCCAACACCAAGGUGUUCCCGUUGCCGGGCGUCAAUGUCGACGUGAGCCUGUCGGACGCCCACCAGGUGGUCCUUAAGUCCGUCCGCCUCAACAUGGCUGGCAAGUUUCGCUGCGAGGUGUCCACAGACCAGCCCAACUUCCACACCGAGAUGGUGGCCGGAGACCUGCACGUGGCCUACCUGCCCGUGGACGAGAGCCCCCUCUUGCUGGCCGAGAAGCAGCGCUACUCCGUCGGGGACGUGCUCCGGGCCAACUGCACCGUCCGGGGCGCGCACCCGGCCGCCAACAUCACGUGGUACCUCAACGACGUCAAGAUUAACUCCUCGUCGGAGCGGUCCUUCCCCACGCCGCUGAUGCUGCGCGCGCCCAACCCCAACAAGCUGCUGACGGGCGGCUUCUCGGCCGCGCAAGAGGACGAGGCCCGUCGCAUGACGGUCGUGUCGGCGCUGGAGCUGGAGAUGGGCGCCGACUCGUUCCAGUACGGCAAGGCGCGGCUGCAGUGCCGAGGCUCCGUGUGGGCGCUCUGGGAGCGCAGCCAGCAGCUGGUGCUGGAGGAGGAGCGGCCGCGGCUGUCCCCCGUCAUCGGCUCGGGCGACUCCAGCGCAGGAUGGUCGCGGACCGACUCACUAUGCGCGUGGUUCGUCGUGCUCCACGCCGCGUUCCUGGCGAGGUAGCGGACCUAGAGCGGGCCUAGACUCGGCUCGGCAUGGCUCGCCUAACGGGGCUGACUCGGCCUGCGGCCCGACUCGGCUCGUCUAGCACGCUGGCGUCUACGUCGUAAAGAAACGUGCUGAACUGAUGCGCCCGUGUGUUUACGUCGUGUUUAGUGUGUGACCGCCGGACACGUGUGCGGGCGUCCCGUCUACUCUCGGGACUGUUGAAGAACGUUGUUGACUGCAGUGGUUUGGUGGUGUCGUGUACUGCGUCGAAUCCCUGUACAUUAUUUGUAAAGUAGGAAAAUAUUGAGAAAGUGUGAUAUUAUUGUAUGGUGGGUUUAUUGGGGGGAAAGGUCAUGGCAUUGUUUCGUGUGACGGUGAUAUGUGAUGUAUCUCAUGCUGACGCUCUGUACUUACAUGGGGUGGAAUUUAAAGUAUUUGUUGUACGUUCUGCGAGGCAAACACUCACUUAUUGUUAUUGAUGGUCGCGCCUAUCGGUUAGUGAAGCUCUGAUCUAAAAAUGUUUCCUGUUUCUAUAGAACGUUCAUUCAAUCAGUAUGGCAUUGAGUGCUCAAUAUGCAUUGGAAAAGGUAAACUUGAAAAGAUGCUUAUAUCUAAGAUACCACAGACAAAAUCGGUCGUUCAAUUUUAGGAACGAUUUACCAGUCUUUGGUCGUAUCUCUUUUACGACAUUCUAACGUGUUGAAUUUCUUAACCUGAAAUACGCGGCCGAGAGAAACUAUUUGUAGUACCUCCUGUCUAAAUUUGUUAAAAACACAUGUGAUAUUAUUCAAAUAGGACAAACAUGUCUUUGUAUAGUGAUUCUCUUUGUGUAGCUUGAAUGCUAUUGGUGCUUUAAACGGCGAUUUACAUUUGUGUAAACCCUACUUUAAAUUUUAAUUAACAAAAGAGAAUCACGCGUACACAGUAUGUUGGUGCUCCUAUACUUAUCAAGCAAUGCUCAUCUGUAAAUAUUACCAUCCAGUGAGUGCUGCUUGACUUAUUAUUUAUAACUGAAAACUAGAUCGUCUUCUUACGUCACGAUUUGCCAGACUGUUGCAUUCAGAACCCUUAUCGAGGUGUGUAAGAGUCCCUUACAAACAAGUUAGGUUUACCUCUAUUGUUGUGUUUUGACAGCGUCCACAUUUUCCAAAACCCGCCUCUCGUCCCAACGCUCAAAUCAAAUGUAUGUCUAUGGGAUGUCUAAUUUCUUGCUAGUUUCUUUUAUUUCGGUCCCCUAGAGGCUCUUUAAGUGCAGCAUGAGAAAUAAAAUGUUCGUGUAUUUAUUUUAUCUGUAAAUAAGAUUAAUUUAAAAACAUUUGUCUGUAGAGAGAUCUCAUUAAAGGCUUAUGUUGUGAUGUGUUGAAA